AUGAGGAAGCGUUCUGAGCUUGUGGAACUUCUGGGGCUGGCUGGUUUCUCGCUCGAUAAGUGGGCGGCGAACCACCCGAGUCUCUUGCCUAUUCAGCCUCAGUCGGUUUCUUCUACGCGAAUCAACGACGAUGAGUCGGUUAAGACACUCGGCAUCUAUUGGGACUCUAUCCAAGAUGCGUUUAGAUUUGAUAGCUUGGCGUCUCGAUCCGCAUCGGAAACGUUAACGAAGAGAGUGAUCCUUUCGGAUAUUUCUCGAUUGUUUGACCCAUUGGGCUGGUUAGCUCCGGUCACGGUUGUGGCCAAGAUCCUGAUGCAGGACCUGUGGAUCCUGAAAUGCGAAUGGGACACAGUAUUGCCCGUUGAAAUUCGAUUACGUUGGCAAGAGUAUUGUGACUCACUGGCGGAUUUGCCUUUGAUUUCGAUUAGCCGUUGGCUAGGACAUUCUCCAGAGGUUUCGUGUCAGAUUCACGGAUUCGCUGACGCCUCUUCGAGGGCGUAUGCAGCAGUAGUGUAUCUUAGGUUGGAUAGUGGAAGUGAACCGCGUGUUUGCCUGUUGGCAGCGAAGACGAAAGUGGCGCCUGUUAAGACCAUUAGCAUACCGAAAUUAGAGUUGUGUGGAGCUUCGCUUCUUGUCAAGCUCAUCAGUCAUUUACGAACCGCGAAGUUUCUCGCGGACGUGCCUGUCUACGCGUGGUCUGACAGCCAAAUAGUUCUGGCGUGGUUGCGCAAGCAUCCAUCUUGUUGGAAGACGUUCACGGCGAAUAGGGUCUCUUAUAUUCAGACUGAGUUACCGUCGGCGUCCUGGGCGCAUGUUUCCACGAAGGAGAACCCGGUUGACCUGGCGACUCGGGGCUCUCUGCCAUCCGCCUUGGCGUCCAGUGCGCUCUGGUGGCAUGGACCGUCGUGGCUGACUCGGUCGUCGGAUCGCUGGCCUCUGCCGUCGGAGACCGCGAGUGUUUUGCAUGUUCAUGCACAGGUGCUGGAGCCUGAGAUUUUAGGCCGAUUUUCCUCGUUCACCAGGUUGGUGAGAGUGAUAGCGUUCUGUAGACGUCCGCUAGUUUUAGUGCGACGUAAACGGAGAGGUGUAGAUCCCCUGCCUCCGUUCCUCUCCACGGAGGAACUCUCGGAGGCUCGCAUAGUGGUAUUUCGUUUGGCUCAAUCCGCAGCCUUUGAAUCGGAAAUAGAAGCCUUGCGACGUGGUGAGCGCCUGCUUAAGCGCAAUCUUGAGGAAGGGGAAUGA
Vollenhovia emeryi is the source of this 1242-nucleotide messenger RNA. RefSeq lists its product as uncharacterized. The record is from RefSeq and is a predicted model, not a curated record. The coding region runs from base 1 to 1242 and encodes 413 amino acids. The transcript has a single exon. Lineage: Eukaryota; Metazoa; Arthropoda; Insecta; Hymenoptera; Formicidae.